This is a messenger RNA of Mercurialis annua (annual mercury), 1213 nucleotides long. RefSeq names its product beta-carotene hydroxylase 2, chloroplastic-like. Gene Ontology annotation, biological process: carotene metabolic process; xanthophyll biosynthetic process. Gene Ontology annotation, molecular function: beta-carotene 3-hydroxylase activity; iron ion binding. Gene Ontology annotation, cellular component: chloroplast. The record is from RefSeq and is a predicted model, not a curated record. NCBI's taxonomy places the organism in Eukaryota, Viridiplantae, Streptophyta, Magnoliopsida, Malpighiales, Euphorbiaceae. The coding region runs from base 167 to 1075 and encodes 302 amino acids. The transcript is spliced from 7 exons.
UCCAAUGAUAUCCAACUUAUAUUACCAAAACAUAAAAUUACCUUAUAUUAUAUAUGCACUUCUCAACAUGCACUCUAAAUUGUUCAUUUCUACCAUAAUCACACCCCCUCAUUAUUUUCUCUGUUGAUCAAUUAUUUUUCUUUUAGUUGCCAACCCAAUUCUCAAUAUGCUUCAAGCUCUAUCAUUAUCAGUAACUUCAACCUCUACAAAUUACGGAAUUGCCCAAUUUUCUCUUCUAAUUCCAAAAUUCAGCAACUCCAUAACUAUACAAAAUUUGAGCUGCAAAAAGCAGAGUGUUUCUUUAAGGGAAAAACAGAGCCUGACAGUAUGUUAUCUCAUGGCCAAGAAAACAGGGGACGAUGAAAAAUUAGAAGUCGUUAAUGAAAUUACGAAAAAACCAGUGAACUUACGUGUUGAGACGAGAUUGGCUAGAAAGAAAUUGGAGAGACUUACUUAUCUUGUAGCUGCGAUUUUGUCAAGUGUUGGUGUUACUUCAAUGGCUGCCAUGUCUGUUUAUUACAGAUUUUCUUUGCAAAUGGAGGACAGGGAAUUUCCUGCACUAGAAAUGUUUGGUACUUUUGCACUAUCUGUGGGUGCUGCUGUAGGAAUGGAGUUUUGGGCAAGGUGGGCACAUAAGGCAUUAUGGCAUGCCUCAUUAUGGAGUAUGCACGAGUCUCACCAUAAAGCAAGGGACGGCCCAUUUGAAUUGAAUGAUGUAUUUGCCAUAAUAAACGCAGUUCCAACAAUUGCUUUGUUGCAUUAUGGCUUCAAUAAUAAAGGUCUUAUUCCUGGUCUUUGUUUCGGUGCUGGACUUGGAAUAACGGUAUUUGGAAUGGCGUACAUGUUUGUGCACGAUGGCCUUGUCCACCGUCGAUUUGCUGUUGGUCCCAUUGCUAAUGUUCCUUACUUACGAACUGUCGCUGCAGCUCAUCAGCUUCAUCAUUCUGAUAAAUUUGAUGGUGUUCCUUAUGGUUUGUUUUUGGGACCCAAGGAACUAGAAGAAAAAGUUGGGGGAUUGGAAGAGUUGGAUAAGGAAAUACAAAAAAGGAUAAAAGCAUCAUGCAAACCAAAUUAAUCUUGUUGAAAUUGUUUUUCCUUAUGUUCAAAAAAAAUGAAUUUGUCCUUUUUCAUAUUCAUUUAGUAUUAUUUUGAAAUUAGUUUCUUUUUUAUGAAUUUGAAAUGAGAUCUCAAUACUCCAAAACCAAUUUUUUUA